This is a messenger RNA of Leopardus geoffroyi (Geoffroy's cat), 6164 nucleotides long. RefSeq names its product Janus kinase and microtubule interacting protein 3 (gene JAKMIP3). The record is from RefSeq and is a predicted model, not a curated record. NCBI's taxonomy places the organism in Eukaryota, Metazoa, Chordata, Mammalia, Carnivora, Felidae. The transcript is spliced from 24 exons. Gene Ontology annotation, molecular function: microtubule binding; kinase binding. Bases 204 to 2897 code for a protein of 897 amino acids.
GCGCGCCCCCCGCCCGCCGCAGCGCCUCCGCAAUGGCCGAGCCGGGCCGUCGGACGCCGCCCGGAGCCCGCAGCCCGCGGGGAGCCUCGGUGAUGGAGAAAAUGUAGCAGAUCCACGGUGAGGCGCUACCUGCCCAAGCGUGGUGCGGACAGACCAGCCUAGACGAGCGGCCCUCCCCGGGCCCCCCGUGGGCCACCCUCACCAUGUCCAAGAAGGGCACGGGCGGCCGAGGCAAGGGGGACAAGGCGGAGGCCUUCGCUGCACUGCAGGCUGCCAAUGAGGAGCUUCGGGCCAAGCUCACCGACAUCCAGAUUGAGCUGCAGCAGGAGAAGAGCAAGGUGAGCAGGGUGGAGAGGGAGAAGAACCAGGAGCUGAGGCAGGUGCGGGAGCACGAGCAGCACAAGAGCGCCGUCCUGCUCACCGAGCUGAAGACGAAGCUGCACGAGGAAAAGACGAAGGAGCUCCAGGCCGUGCGGGAGGUGCUGCUGCGGCAGCACGAGGCCGAGCUGCUCAGGGUCAUCAAGAUCAAGGACAACGAGAACCAGCGGCUGCAGGCGCUGCUGCACGCGCUCCGCGACGGCGCCCCCGACAAGGUCAAGACCGUGCUGCUGUCUGAGGCCAAGGAGGAGGCCAAGAAGGGGUUCGAGGUGGAGAAGAUCAAAAUGCAGCAGGAGAUCUCUGAGCUCAAGGGGGCCAAGAGGCAGGUGGAGGAGGCGCUGACCAUCGUGAUCCAGGCCGACAAGAUCAAGGCCGCGGAAAUCAGGAGCGUGUAUCACCUCCACCAGGAGGAGAUCUCCCGCAUCAAGAAGGAGUGUGAGCGGGAGAUCCGCAGGCUGAUGGAGGAGAUAAAAUUUAAAGACAGAGCAGUCUUCGUGCUGGAGAGAGAGUUAGGGGUUCAAGCCGGGCAUGCUCAGAGACUGCAGCUCCAAAAAGAGGCUUUAGAUGAGCAGCUGUCCCAGGUCAAAGAGGCUGAUCGGCACCUGGGCAGCCCCAGGCGGGAACUUCCUUACGCAGGCGGUGCAGGAGACGCCUCAGACCACUCGGGAAGCCCUGAACAGCAGUUGGAUGAAAAGGACGCUCGGCGCUUCCAACUUAAAAUUGCAGAGCUGAGCGCGAUCAUUCGGAAGCUGGAGGACCGAAAUGCCUUGCUGUCGGAAGAAAGGAAUGAGCUGUUAAAGCGCUUACGAGAAGCUGAGAGUCAAUACAAACCGUUGUUGGAUAAAAACAAGCGUCUCACUCGGAAGAAUGAAGAUCUGUCCCACACUUUGCGUCGGAUGGAAAACAAGCUAAAAUUUGUCACGCAGGAGAACAUAGAAAUGAGACAAAGAGCCGGGAUCAUAAGGAGACCCAGCUCCUUAAACGACCUGGAUCAAAGUCAAGACGAAAGAGAAGUUGACUUCUUGAAACUUCAAAUUGUGGAGCAGCAGAACCUCAUAGACGAGCUUUCUAAGACCCUCGAAACCGCCGGCUACGUGAAGAGUGUGCUGGAGCGAGAUAAGCUUUUAAGAUUUCGAAAGCAAAGAAAGAAAAUGGCGAAACUCCCCAAGAAGCCGGUUGUGGUGGAGACGUUCUUUGGAUACGACGAAGAGGCCUCCCUGGAAUCUGAUGGCUCCUCUGUCUCUUACCAAACGGACAGGACGGACCAGACCCCUUGCACCCCCGACGAUGACCUGGAUGAGGGCGUGGCCAAGGAGGAGACGGAGCUGAGGUUCCGGCAGCUGACCAUGGAGUACCAGGCCCUGCAGCGAGCCUACGCCUUGCUGCAGGAGCAGGUCGGAGGGACGCUGGACGCAGAGCGAGAAGUUAAGACCCGUGAGCAGCUCCAAGCAGAGGUGCAGAGGGCCCAGACGCGGAUAGAGGAUCUCGAGCAGACCCUGGCUGAGCAGGGACAGGACAUGAAGUGGAUUGAAGAGAAGCAAGCUUUGUAUCGAAGGAACCAAGAGCUCGUGGAGAAGAUCAAGCAAAUGGAGACGGAGGAGGGUCGGUUAAGACACGAGGUCCAGGAUGCAAGAGACCAGAACGAGCUGCUAGAGUUCCGGAUCCUGGAGCUGGAGGAAAGGGAGAGGAAGUCGCCCGCCAUCAACCUCCACCACACCCCGUUCGCGGAAGGAAAGAGCCCCCUCCAGGCCUACUGCGAAGCGGAAGGCGUGACGGACAUCCUGGUCGCGGAGCUGAUGAAGCAGCUGGACAUCCUGGGGGAUAACGCCGUAAGUAAUCUGACCAACGAGGAGCAAGUGGUCGUCAUACAAGCUAGGACGGUCCUGACCUUGGCCGAAAAGUGGCUCCAGCAGAUCGAAGAGACGGAGUCAGCCCUGCACCGAAAAAUGGUUGACCUGGAGAGCGAGAAGGAGCUGUUCAGUAAGCAGAAGGGUUACCUGGAUGAGGAGCUGGAUUACAGGAAGCAGUCCUUGGACCAGGCUCACAGGCACAUCCUGGAGCUGGAAGCCAUGCUAUACGACGCCUUGCAGCAGGAGGCCGGGGCCAAAGUGGCCGAGAUUCUGUCGCAGGAGGAGCGCGAGAAGCUCAAGGUGGCCGUGGAGCAGUGGAAGCGUCAGGUCAUGAGCGAGCUGCGCGAGCGUGACGCCCAGAUCCUGCGGGAGCGCAUGGAGUUGCUGCAGCUGGCACAGCAGAGGAUUAAAGAGUUAGAAGAGAGAAUAGAAGGUCAGAAGAGGCAGAUCAAGGAACUGGAGGAAAAGCUUUCAUUCUGUGGUCAUAGCUCGCCUGGGCCCCCUGAUGUGCCCCCGGAGGAGCCAGACCCCUUUCCUCCAGCUGGACCAGAGAGCAGCCGGUGCCCGGGCCGCCAGACAAGACGCCCUGUCUCGUCCCCGAAGACCCGCGAGGAUCUGGUCUCUGCGGACCCCGGCCCGUCGAGGAAGAGGGAGAAAGGGGCGCUCUGAGCACCUCUGCGUGGGCAGCUGUCCACUCUGUGAGCCAGAAUUAGAACUAGUCCUUUGACUGGGGCUCCUCUGGAAGAGGCCUGGUCUUGGCUGCUGGACCCUGGGGUCUCUCCUCGGGGCGCAGCCUCCCUAUCCCGGUGACAGGGAUGCACGAGUUCCCUGCUGAGCAGGUGCAGAGAGCUGCUUCUGUGCAGAAGCGUCCGGCGCCCCGCGCUCCCACCUCACGGCCCCUUAAUCGUGCGACACGCGUCUCAGAUGAACGGACACAGGCACCCCACCACGUGACACAAUGAAGCCCGCGGCCAAGAGGCGACCUUCAUUCGGGGAGGCCCCAGACGGGUCAAGGGGGAUGUUCCGAGGACGGUUUCCCCGUGCCAUGUCAGGUGGCCUAGGAGGACUCGCUUGCCGGGGUCCUGAGCACCUACUGGCUGACGCACCCCUGCCUGUCGCCCGUGGGAACAGCCGUGGCUGCCGCAUGCACCGUGCCAUGAACCCCCGGCCUCCUAGGCCUCCCUGAGCCUCGCAGAGGAGCGCGGUGGGACCGACCAGAGGGAGACUGAGGAGCGUGGUAGUGGGCGGUGGGACAGGAGAGGGCCCAGACCCACUGGAAAGGGGCCUGGCUUUCCUGGAACGCAGAACCCCAGACACUGCGGCCCCGGGCGCCAGGCGCCACCCCAGCCCGGAGGCCCCGGGCCAAGCGGGGCCGAAGCUGCGGUGCAGACCUCCGGCCUUCUCCCUCAAGGGCAGUGCCCACCGAGGGCAGCCAUGCACCCGUGGUCCCGCAGAUACGAGGAGGGAACCCGAAGCACAGGUGGUGAGCAGUGAGGAAACAGCACGUCGAGGAAGCUCCUUUGAAGCUUCCGUUCCUGCCUAGCGCUCUGGCCGCAGCCCAGGAACGUCUUCUAGCACUCGGAGCCAGCCCGACUCAUGGUGGAAGAGGCUCUUCCAUCGACCCCACACCCUCGCUGGCUUGAGGUUGUCGCUCCCAGGGCUGGAUUCACAAGGUGUGUGUGUGUGCGCGCGCGUGCAUGUGCGUGAGCCUCUGUGUGUGCGCACGUGCAUGCUCAACAAGGAGACAAGAUUUGGGCUCUUUUGAGGCACCUGGAAGUUUACGUGCUGCGUAGUGACAGCUGCAGCCCGGUGAGAGUGCGGCAAACACCGCGUAAAAGAAAAGCAGACUGUGUUUCCGCGGAGCGGAAGGGAGGGGUGACUGUGUUGUCUGCAAGUGUCAGGUUCAUCUCAUAUUUGCGUUGGAAGACGUGUCCAAGUCUGGCGCAGAUGACUGGCACCAGGCAGGGCUUGAUUCCCUGGGAGAAAUCGGGGGGAGGCUUACGGGAUCAGACAGAGACGCUCUUUAGUGGGUGCGGGGUUUCUGCUGGGCAGCGUACUAUUAGUCAGACUUGUCCCGGGACACCCGUCCUUCUGUUGUCAUUAACUCACGGUUACUUAUUCACUUGGACGAGAUCCAGGGUGAAUCCGCUGCUUCUCUGGCUGAGCCUGAUGUUGGGGUUUGAGGACCAAGUCUGAAAGCUUGUUUCAUUCUCCAUGACUAGUGUUGCCUCGUUCUAAUGGCCGCAUCCCCCGGAUACAUUUGAUGUGCCCAGAACCGAAUGGCAAACGGUAGUCUUGAGCUAAUAAACGCCCCUGUGGAGCCACGGAUGAACUCCCAGAUUGGGGCUGGGUGGAGGGUGUGACGCAGGCGUCCAGAAACUCUGUAGCGGCAAGCCCUGGGGGCGCUGCCGCCUCUGGUGCGGCCCCGCCCGCCCCAGUGGGUCCUGCCCUGGGACGGCAGCUGUGUGGGAUGGCCGUUCAGGAUCUAGCCACGUGCAGUUGAGACCCAACUUCGCUCGUGUUUAUUUGGAUCAUCCCGAUUUUGCAUUUGUCUGGAGCACUUCAUAUUCCCUCCGCACACGUGCCAGACGUUCUUAACCACGGCUUUGUAGUUUCAAAAAGGGCAAACUAGGCAGGACACAGAAGCACGUAGAUGCGUACCAAUGCCUAUGAAGUUGUUUACAUGUAAAAGGAUGUAGCGAAAAUGGCCCCGUGAAUGUUUUUAAUAAUAUCCCGUGUACCGAACCACAUUUGUAUCCUUGCCGUGUUCCUGAAAGUCCCCAUUGAGUCCCAAUGUUAGUUCUUCUCUUUAGGCGUCAUUGUUUUUGUUCGUGUAUCCUGGGCACCUUCUUUUCACCUGAUUACGAACUCCAGCAUUUCAGGACUGGGCUUUUGCCAACAACAGAAAACAGGCGGGGGGUUGGGGGAGGCAAAAGUGGAUAUGAGCAUCUGUCCCUGCUUCCCGCUAGUCCAGUGAGCAUCUGAAGAAUUCAGGCGUUUUAAAAUAAUGUGCUCUUUCUAAAUCCUAGAGGAUACCUUUUAUGCUAAACCAGUGGGCUGGAUUGAAUUUGCUGAAAGUAUCUGUGCCCUGUUGUCGCAAACCUCCUCAAACAGGAGAAGGGUGGGUGAAUGCCACUCUCUCGUGGAACAAGGGGAGGGGUCAGAAGUUGCCAGAAAUGUUUACUGUGCAACCAGGACGUGGACGUGCUGACAGUAUAACGGCAUCAACGCAAUCCCACUGUGUACACAACACCCAGAACCGCACAGAUGUUUUCGUUGGUCUAAACUGGAAGUCUACGUGAAUCGCAGCCCCCUGGCUGACACGGACGUGUGUGUGCACCUCAUUUCCACGGUCUAGAGUCCCGCUGCUGAAGGACUGUGCUCUUCCUUAAAGUGCUCUGCCCCUGCAGAACCUGUAGCCUACAGGACACCCCGCGUGCCUUACACGGCUGUGCAUACCACCCUGGUUGUCAGGAAGGAGGGUGUGUGGGAGUGGGUUUGGAGGCGCUGUGACAUCCGUCUACAUUUACCAUCACCCCAUCACUGAAACCUUAAGGUGGAUUGUGUGUUUUAACACAGAAAUGGAUUUAUAUUUAGGCUCAGGAAAAUCAAGUUGUAAAUAUAUGUAUCAAAUCAUAUAUUUGUUUACUGUAUUUUAAAAAGCUUUAUUGUACAUUUAUGCAAAAAUGAGUUCGGACUUGUUUUAUCAUGGCAUUAUGCCAGCCAGUAUGUGUUCUCUUACUAACCACAUUCUAAACACGAUAUUCUUCUGUUCAGUGCUAAACAGUAUUCACGGGCCUAAAGUAGGUGCCUAUGGUGGUCAAGUACAAAAUUUUACACUUAUUUUUGUAUUGUGAUUCCUAUGAUGUAUACCAGAGAAUUUUUACUCAUUUGUAAAUUAUUGUACAGUUUUAAUAAAAAAUGUUUUAAAUCUUA